This is a messenger RNA of Ostrea edulis (European flat oyster), 5549 nucleotides long. RefSeq lists its product as uncharacterized. Lineage: Eukaryota; Metazoa; Mollusca; Bivalvia; Ostreida; Ostreidae. The transcript has 7 exons. Bases 108 to 1280 code for a protein of 390 amino acids. The record is from RefSeq and is a predicted model, not a curated record.
AAAGUACGAGUUAACAGAAAAUGGUCGUCUGAGGAGACUCACUUUCAUUUCAGAUCGGAGAUGAUAAAUGAUGAUUUUGAAGAGUUGAAAUCCCUGCAGUUGUUAAAAUGGCACAAUUAAUAUCUCACGUAUUUUGUUUGUUAUUAGUACUGGAGGUUUGUAAACCAGCGCUUACUGACAAAAAAGCUAUUGAAGAUGGAAGUGCUGUUUUAUCUGAGGUAAAGAAGACUGUACCCAAACAUCUGAAAACUGAAUCCAAAGCAAAAGAACUCUUGCAGAAGAUGCAAACAAAUCCUAGUAGAGAUGAUCCAGUUUCUCUUAAUAAGGAUUCGAAGUUGAACGCAGCUACACCAGAGCAAGCAAGUCAACAAUUUACAAGGCAACUCCCAAAGUUCAUUACAAGAGUAGUACUUUCCCAGAAUUCGUCUAGAACAAACAAUCUGAACAAAUAUAGAACUGCAUCUCCAGAAAAAUCGCUACCUAUUGUGGAAGGCAUUUUAAAGGUACAGGCAGGUGCGUUAAUACCGGGUGUAAAGACCACAGAAUCUGAGAGAAAAGGGAACUAUACAGUUGUCAAGGAUAUUGAGCGAGAUAGAAAUAGCAGUGAUGCAAUUCAAGCUGCAGCAUCAGAACUAUCAAAACUUUCAACAGUUUCCACAAAGGAAAAUAAGAAAACUACUCCAGUUGUGAAGAAAGUUGCUGAUGUUGUUAAGAAUGUAGGUCGGACACCUGGACCUUUGCUGCUUGACCCGGAAGACAAGACAGCAGAGGACGACCUGUUUGGGGAUGAAAAUAUGCAGUCAAAGGAUGGUGAUGAUCAGCACCAUGAUGAUUAUGAGCGAGAGGAAGAUGACUGGUACCAGGGUACAGAUAUUCUGGACAGUAAGGACAAUUCAGAUGAAGACAAGGAUGACUGGGACUUUUGGAAUGAUCAUCAUGAGAUUGUAACAAAGAAAGACGUCAAUGUGGCAGACAAAUUUGGAGACUUCUGGGAUGAGGAGAGCUAUGCUCAUGGUGUGUACUUGAAAGAGAAGAUUGUUACAUCCCCCGUGGUGCGUAAUCAUCGAAGGAAGCUGAGGACCGAUGUCAGUAUGAUGACCCUAUACAGCUGGAUGUUGUUCAUCUCCAUGGCAAUGCUGGUGUUGUAUGUCUUUUACAAACAGAAGAAUGUGUUCAAACCCUAUUGGUCGUAUCUGAAUCAUCGUACAGACGAGAGACGGUUGUCAUCUGAAGAACCAUCCGAGGAGAGGAGGGCCUUUAUUAACCACGCCUACUCCUAGAACCCAGUUUCCACUGUACAGCACGGGAAAUCUCCAGUAGUUUAGAGGGUUUAUUAUGAAUAAUCUCAUCAGUCGCCAGUUUUGUGUGAUGUUGUUAUUAUGUAUUCACUUGUUUCCUGACGGUGAAAUGACUUGGUUGUUUUUCUUUUAGUAGUUUAACCAAUUAGCAAAUGUUGCCACUAUUUAACACAACAAUUAAGCUUUUUAAUGGUUUACUUUUGUAAGUCCCAUUUUUUAUUCAUAUUUUUCAUAGUGUUGGGGUAUGUUUUGUAUGUUAAUUUUAAGUCGGUGCUGUUUUCUGUUCUUCAUUUUUAUUCUUUUGAUCAGACAUAUUUUUGUCUCAGGUUUUUUUUUUUUUUUUUUUUUUUAUAUUUCUCCCAUGAUUUGCAUGAUCUUUUAUUAUAGACACAGGAAGACGUUCACCGAAAUUAGUUAACAAAAGUCAGUGUCGAAUUGGUGCUUAUAAAUGGGGUGUUCAUUAAUGCAUUCAAAUUAUACUUAUUCUGUUGAUCAGAAUAUGCAGUGAGAAAAAUUUACUGCAUAUGUGCAUACACAAACAAUUUUCAUUGGAAUUUCCAAUGUGAAUAUGAACAUACUCUAUAAAUUGGAGUUUUGAAACAAUGGUCAGCUUGAAUUUUGUCAGUAUUAUUGAAGAAUGAGAAAAAAUAUUAUCUUUUUAGCAAUAAUGGACAUUACAACGAAUACAUUUUGAUUUGAAAAAUGUGUAUUGGCGUUAAUGUCUUCCAAUACAGUUUGUUUCCCUGACUUGUAGCACUAUACAUGUACUUAUAUUCAUGUGCCACAAUAUUUUUUUGCGAAAGUUUGUUUUUAUUUUGUCUGUGUCAUAUAUAAUACAUGUAAUAUACUUGGACUUCAAGAAUAUUUGGCACAUAAUUGAUAUUCUUAGGUUCUGCAAGAGUCACUUCACAUGUCCAAUUUUGUAGGUAAAUUGUUAUAUAUAUUUCACAAAUGUAUGUUGUAUUACUAUGGUAACCAAGAUGUCAGUAGACAAAUGUUGGUUGUCAAGAGUUUGUUGUUACGAGUAAUGAAUAAAAAUGAAAUAGUUUUGUUUUUUAAAAAGGGUGAAUUUCCCAACAUACGAAUGCUGGACAACUCGCCCCCAAGACAACUCGCCCUCAAGACAACUCGCCCCCUCUUAGGACAACUCGCCCUCUCUCAGGACAACUCGCCCCCUUCUCUUGAGGCAACUCGCCCCCAAUAUUAUAUAUAAAUAUAUUAUCACUUUUUAUUUUGUGUGUGUGUGUGUUAUUUACACUUUUAACCCUAUAAAGAUACGUCUUUUUAUUUCAUGGUAAAUUCUAAUAGAAUUUUACACAGAUUUGAUAUUGCAUUUCAGAAAAAGUUAUAUUUUUCAUAAAUCAAUUGGCAAGGAAAAUUAUAUUUGCUGAUCUUUAGGUAAUUGAUUAAAUGUCUCCAAUACUGAGAAAAUUUUGGGGUUUUUUGGGGGAGGGGGGGGGGAGGUGUGAGUGUUUGUUUUUUUGUUUUUGUUUUUUUUUAUCGAUAUAGUAUACAUAAGUGUAAAGGUGAAGCAUGAAUGUUCUGAUACAUGUAAUUAUCUUUUAAUGCGUUUCUCAACUAAUUCCCGUUGAAAAAUAAUAAAAUUCCCAUUUUAGAAAUUUUAUAACAGCUUUGCUUUACUGAUUCUUUUUACGCGGGGUGAUUCUUUUUACACGGCGAUUUCAAAGUGCAAAGAACUCUGUUGAUGAGUACCUCAUAACGUUUGAAGUAAAUUUAUAACAGCUUGGGGGAAAUCAAACAAAUUAUUAAAAAUGAAAUCAAGCAAUUAGAUUUAACAACAGACGCAGAUUAUUGAUAAUUAUACUACGUCAGCUGUAGACCAAGCUAAUACUCUCCCUAUACCAAACGCUAAAUUGUUUCCAGCUGAAAUUAUAUAUUUUACAUGUAAAUAAAAGUGAUGAUGAAUUUACUGAACCCAAACAAUGGAUUUUUACUAAAAAAAAUUUCGUCUUGCAUAAAAAGACACGAAGUUUGGUGUUUAUGUGAACACGUCUUAUUGUCUGUGAUGUAUAUACUAUCUACAUGUAUAAGAAAUUCAUUAAAUUUAUUGAGACCAAAAAUAAUAAUUGUAAACAUGUAUGAUAUGAAGGAGCGAGAUAUCUCAAGAGAGGGGGCAAGUUGUCCCAAAGAGGGGGCGAGUUGUCCCGAUGAGGGGGCGAGUUGUCCUGAAAAAUGAAAAAAAAAAAAGUUUGUAACUUUUCCCUUCAUGAACACCCAUAAUACUUUAAUUACCAAUUUUAUACAAAAUUAUGAUAUGAAGACUAGAAAUCUCUCGAAGAAAAUACAUAUAAAAACCACUUUGAUUGUCAAAAUUCUCUCUCACUCAAACACACACAUCAGAAACAUACAAAUAAAAAUUCUAGAUUCUGAACCAUUGAGAUACAGUCUUGACAGAGGCUUAUAGUUUGACAAGAAGUUGGCCAUAUUUAGUUAAGCCCAGGUUUGUUUUUUGCACGUAUCCCCUAUACAACCUGAUCUUGCCACAAGAGUUGCAUAUAUAUCAUAGAAUUCAGCAAUGUAUUGAUAAUACAAGAAAAAAUUUAUCAACAGAAAAUGACACGUCAUCAUAUAACACAGGACAAACAUGAACAUAAAGAACGUAGGACUUUAGAAAACUAUUCAUCUUUAGAAGUAGUUUGACAGAAUUUAAUACUGUGAGAAAAAUGGUAAAUUUGCAUUCAUUUGACUUUUUAUACACCAGUCUUUAGACGGGAAGUAUUAUGGUACAGCGAUGUCUGUCCGUUCAGGGUUUUCUGUUUCUAAUUUCAUUUCUCUGUCACAUAUCAAGCUGAAACUGGCUAUGGAGCUUCUUUGUUGAUCUUGUUUGUUUCAGUUUAGAUCCAUUUCGACCUAUCCUGCAGGAGUUUUGCCCCUUUAUUUGAAAAUUAUUGUUAUGAGGAGGGUACAUAAAUUGUCCGGCUAACUCCUCCCACAAUUUUCAAGGGAGGACCAUCUUGUUUUACAAAGUGUUUAUAUAGUAUUGAAGAUGUGCAUGUGGCAAGGAUUUUGAUUUCCUUCAAUUUUUGAGAAAAUUACAAGUUAUUGAACUUUGUCAGUUUUGAGGAAUUAUUACAUAAAGAGUACAUGAUUCGGCCGUUUUCCCUUCCACAGUUUUCAAGUGAGGACCUUCUUAUUUAACAGAGUAUUUGUAUGGGUAUGGAAGAUGUGCAUGUGGCAAGGACUUUGAUUUUCUUAAUUUUUGAGAAAAUUACAGGUUGUUGAACUAGUCAGUUUUGAGGAAAUAUUGCAUAGAAUGUACAUGAUUUGUCUUUUAUUUUUUCCAUCAGAUUCUACAAUUUUCAAGUGAGGACCUUCUUAUUUCACACAGAAUAUUUGUAUAGGUAUGGAAGAUGUGCAUGUGGCAAGGAUUUUGAUUUUCUUAAAUUUUUAAGAAAAUUACAGGUUGAACUAGUCCUUUUUUUAAGGAAAUAUUCAUAUUAUGUAAAGAAAAUAUGUCACAGCCUGAUGAUGGCUGAUACUACCUGAAGCAAAAGUUCUACAAAUUAUGGCUUAAGAAAAACACCCUAUGUAAACAUUUUCAUGGGCGUAUUAUGUACUGUUUGCAGUACUCUUGUUCCAGAUUAUUUGGUGAUUAUAAAAUCUUAGAUUGAAAUUAAUAUCUUUUUUUUCUUUACUGUUUUUAUAUAUGAUUUAUCUAUUGUUUUGUUAUCAUUUAGUAUAUAUAUAUUGUGAAUUCUUGACAGUUAAGGUAUCAUACUGGUAAUUGUCCAAUCAAAAUGAACUUAGUCAAUUGUAGUUCCAUAUAUUUAAAGAAAUAUUUUUUUUCCUUGCGCGAUUUUUCUCAUUUCCUCUUCUUUUCUCUUAAUUUUUGUACCCCUGAUUAGGAAAUUUUGUAGAAAUAAUCAAGUGUAUACAAAGGAACUAUUUGCUGUUGGUAGCUGAGGCUACUUCCUGAGGUGCACUCUGGCUGUUUACACACAUGUGAAAAACACGUGGAUUUGAGGGUAGUCUUGUUUGCGGGUAAUUUUUUUUCGAAAAUGCCGCGUAGGGUGUUGUUUUUCUGGUGUCGAGAGACGAGAUAGGUAACAUAGAACGUGUCUGACUGCGUUAUUCGGCAUCAAUUUUGUAAACUGAUUUUUAAUGAUUUUUCCCCCUCUAUAGUAAUAUAUAGUGAAAAUAAUUACCGGUGUGAUACCUUGAAGAUCUCUUGAUGACAUUGUUGGACAAUGAUAUGUUUAUUGAAUAAUUACAUAAACUAUUUAGAUGGCA